CUGCUCGAUGCGCGCAACGUGCUGCUCACAUCGCACGCGCGGCCGGACGGAGAUUCACUCGGCUCACAGCUUGCCCUCGCGGCGGCGCUCCGUCGAUUGGGAAAACAGGUUCGGAUCAUCAACAUCGACCCCGCGCCAGCGCUGUACGCGUUCCUUCCCGACCUCGAGAUCAUCGAGAUUGCCGACUCCGCGACCGACCCCUGCGACGCGGUCGUGGUGCUCGAGUGCAGCAGUCUCGACCGAACGGGCGUCAGCGGACUCGAAGAACGGAUGAUCAUCAACAUCGACCACCACGCGGGCAACGUCAUGUACGGUUCGCUCAACUGGUUCGAUGAGACCGCGUGCGCCUGCGCCGAACAGGUCAGUGACCUGAUCGACGCGCUUGGGGUCGAGCUCACGGAGGCGAUGGCCACCCAUUUGUACGUGGCCAUCCUCACGGACACCGGGUCGUUCCGCCACGCCAAUAUCACGGCGCGCACCUUCGAGAUCUGCCGUCGAAUUGCAACAGCGGGCAUCGAUCCGGCACGCAUCGCCGCCGAGGUCUACACCAACGGCAGCCUGGGACAUGUUCGCCUGACAGGCAUGCUGCUCGACCGGAUGCAACUCGAAUACGACCGGCGGAUCGCCGUACUCAGACUGCACGACACCAUGCUCGCGGAGGCCGAGUGCGCAGCCGACGACAUUGAAGGCAUCGUGAAUCUGCCGCUCGCAGUCCGCGAUGUUCGGGCCGUGGUGUUCUUCAAACACACCGGCACAGAGGUACGUGUCAGCGUGCGGUCGAAAGCGGCGGUCGACGUACGCCAGGUAGCCGUCUCGUUCGGUGGCGGCGGACAUCGUAAUGCCGCCGGGUUCACAAUCGAGCAUCCCACCGCGGAAACGACCCGGCAGGUGAUCACACGUAUCGCCACCGCGAUCGCAAACAGCGAACAGUGA
Messenger RNA from Geodia barretti, 933 nucleotides. Lineage: Eukaryota; Metazoa; Porifera; Demospongiae; Tetractinellida; Geodiidae. The record is from the annotation of a GenBank genome assembly.